Pogonomyrmex barbatus (red harvester ant) is the source of this 1691-nucleotide messenger RNA. It is a transcript of the gene O-fut2, whose product is annotated as O-fucosyltransferase 2. Gene Ontology annotation, molecular function: peptide-O-fucosyltransferase activity. The record is from RefSeq and is a predicted model, not a curated record. Gene Ontology annotation, biological process: protein O-linked glycosylation via fucose. NCBI's taxonomy places the organism in Eukaryota, Metazoa, Arthropoda, Insecta, Hymenoptera, Formicidae.
CAGGACGUAGUCAAACGGGUGUCACCCGAUUGUUUAGCUCAAUUUUUUUUACAUACUUUAUCUCUUUUUUUUCUUUCUAACAUGAAGGAAAAAAGAGAAAAAAUGAACGGUGCAAGAAAUCAACUAACAGAUAGUCCUGCAGUCAGCACAAGUCGAUGAGUUGGAGGUUAUUUACAACGCGAGAUAUAAACGAGCGUUCGUUGGAAAUUUUAUGAAACGAAUAGAUUUACAAGUUAGAGAUGUCAAUCCUGAAAAUUUUUUGCACCAUCAUUUUAACUGCUUGCAUCACGAACGGCAACGAGUCCGGUUUUUGUGAGAUAUCCAACGAAUGUACCAAGGAUGUGGAAACAGGCUCCGCUCAAAACCGCUUCACUGGAAAACGUUAUAUUCUUUACGAUGUGAAUCCCGCAGAAGGCUUUAAUCUGAGGAGAGAUGUGUACAUUCGUGUCGCUGUUUUCCUAAAAAGACUGAUCGAAAAGGAUAAAGAGUUUCAAUGGCAACUAGUUUUACCACCAUGGGGUAAAUUAUAUCAUUGGCAAAGUAAAAAUAUAGGAUCUCAGGAGCGUCUACCUUGGAGUACCUUUUUUGAUAUUACAAGUUUACAACAAUAUAUACCAGUUAUUGAGAUGUAUAAAUUUAUGGAAGAGUACUCACAAGGCAGAGAGAUACAACUUGAUUGUCUAUACAUUCUUCAAAAUGAUGAGGAAAUGUUCAAGACAGGUAAAUUUGAGGAUAAGAAUGAACUGGUGGACUGUGAUCAUGACUCUUUACGAUAUCAUAAACUGGGACAACAUUUGUAUAGUGGCCCAUUCUGGGGCUAUUAUAAUAUUACUGUUCGAAAUGUGAAGUGUCUCAAGUUCCAUGGCAUGGCAUAUGAUCUCUCUCAAAAUCUCAUGCCAAUGCAAUACAGAUCCGUAAUGUUUGAUCACAUGGAGAUAGCUUUACAUGAUGAAUAUGGAUCUAGAGAAUACUGGAGGGCUCGACGCAGUAUGCGUUAUAAUUUUGAACUUUAUGAUAUUGCAGAAAAUUACAGGAAAACUUUUUUGAAUUCUACAAAUGAAGAUGCUAACACGAAACGACCCAUAAAUUGGAUUGAAGAAAAAUCUCGGCGAAAUGCAAAGGGCGGACCGUAUCUGGCGGUUCAUCUUAGGAGACGUGAUUUUGUCAUAGCUCACAAGGCAUCAGUGCCGACAAUAAUGGAUACUGCCUUGCAAUUACAAAAAAAUAUGGAUAAGUUAGGAUUAAGCCUAUUGUUUGUUGCAACAGAUGCAGAGCAAAAUGAGUUUGAAGAACUCAAGUCAUAUUUACCUCAAUACAAAGUCAUGAAGUUUGUACCAUCUAAUUAUGUGAUAAAUAAAUUUAAAGAUGGUGGAGUCGCGAUUAUUGAUCAGAUAAUCUGUUCAUAUGCCAGAUAUUUCAUUGGAACACAUGAGUCAACAUUUACAUUCAGAAUACAAGAAGACAGAGAGAUUAUUGGUUUUUCAUCUAAAACUACAUUUAAUAAAUUAUGUAAGACUAAUCAAAAUUGCAAAGUAGAUGGAUUUUGGUCAAUUGUUUGGUAAUAUGCUGUUUUGGUAACAUAAAAUUUAUAAUUUAUAAAUUUUUUUACGAUUGUUUCAUUAGAAACAAAAAUUUAAAAUUCAUUAUGCAUUAAAAUAAUUUUGUAUUUGCAUAAUUCCAUAUAAUACAUG